Platichthys flesus (European flounder) is the source of this 2673-nucleotide messenger RNA. RefSeq names its product major facilitator superfamily domain containing 10 (gene slc75a1). The coding region runs from base 340 to 1704 and encodes 454 amino acids. Gene Ontology annotation, cellular component: brush border membrane. Gene Ontology annotation, biological process: transmembrane transport. The record is from RefSeq and is a predicted model, not a curated record. NCBI's taxonomy places the organism in Eukaryota, Metazoa, Chordata, Actinopteri, Pleuronectiformes, Pleuronectidae. The transcript has 13 exons. Gene Ontology annotation, molecular function: transmembrane transporter activity.
CGCUUCCUGGUGUGGACCGAUCAUACUGAUCUGAUGAGGGAGGAGAGGUGGAUCCGACCGAGUCCGAGGAGAAACUGCGAGUUGAACUAGUUCCACGUGUUUCUGAUGCUUCACUCUGAGAAUGUCUGCAAAGGAGAGAAGAGGAGGGAGGUGAGGAAGAGGAGUCUCAGUCACUGGAUCGAUCUGAGGAAGCCACUUCUAUAGAAACAGAAUUCACGACCCACCCUCAGGCUUCACUUGUUCCUGUUCCUCGAGAUAAGAAGUGAGGGAUUACUGGAACUGUAACGCGCUCGUGUUCACGUCCUCUGCCCAGGAACAGUCAGAGAGAAGACAGGAUUCAUGAUGUCGGACGUUAAACCAGCAGAAGAGGACGGCGGCGCGUUCUCCUCAAAGAUCAUCAAGGUGGUGUUUGUCAUCCUGCUGCUCGACCUGCUGGGAUUCACCCUGAUUCUCCCUCUGCUGCCGUCCAUUCUGGAUCACUACGCACAAACAGGGGAUGUUGUGUACCAGUCUCUGCAGAGCGUUGUGGACUGGUUCAGGGACGUGGUUGGGAUUCCUAUGGAGAAGAAAUACAACAGUGUCCUGUUUGGAGGUCUGAUCGGAUCACUGUUUUCGCUGCUGCAGUUCCUGUCAUCACCAUUAACAGGCGCUCUCUCAGACCGUCAUGGCAGACGACCCCUGCUCAUACUCACCACAGUGGGGCUGAUUUCCUCUUAUGCCGUGUGGGCAGUUUCCCGGAGCUUCAGCAUGUUCCUUUUGUUCCGGGUGAUUGGGGGAAUCUGCAAGGGCAACGUCAGCCUCUGCACCGCCAUCGUAGCCGACUUGCCUUGCCCCAAAGCACGAAACAGAGGAAUGGCCAUGAUUGGUGUCGCCUUCUCCUUGGGCUUCACCGUGGGGCCUCUGAUGGGCGCCUACUUCGCCCUCAGGUCCAGAACCACAGGAAGUGUCUUCUACCUCGCUCCAGCUCUGCUCGCCGUGGCCUUCAGUGUGGCUGAUCUGCUCUUUAUCUGGCUCAUGCUGCCAGAGACGCUCACGAAGGACGUCAAGGCUUCGUCUUCAGGGCUCGGGGACUCCAGGAACCUCCUGAACCCAUUGUCUUUGUUCCGUUUUUCAGCUGUUACCCAGACAAAAGAUCCCCCUUCAAAAGAGAGAAUGCAGAGGCUUCAAGUGUUGGGCCUCGUUUACUUCUGCUACCUCUUCCUGUUCUCUGGUCUGGAGUUCACGCUGAGUUUUCUGACUCACCAGCGCUUCCAGUUCACAAGUAUGCAGCAGGGAAAGAUGUUCUUCUUCAUUGGUGUCAUCAUGGCUCUGAUUCAGGGGGGAUACGCUCGUAGAAUCAAACCCGGGCAACAUAUCAAAGCAGUCCGUGUGGCAAUAAUCACACUAAUUCCAGCAUUUAUCCUCAUCGGGUUAUCAUGGAAUAUGAUAAUGCUGUACGUGGGCUUGGCGUUCUAUGCGUUUGCGGCUGCGAUAGUAGUUCCCUGCUUGUCGACGCUUGUUUCUGACCACGGCUCGGCCAGUCAGAAAGGCACAGUGAUGGGGAUCCUGCGUAGCUUGGGCGCCUUGGCCAGAGCUCUGGGACCAGUCGUAUCAUCGUCUGUUUACUGGAUAUCUGGAGCACAGACCUGUUUCCUCAUCACGUCGGCCUCUUUCAUCGUCCCACUCGUUCUCCUGAGCAGAGCCGCGAGGCAGAAGGAGGAGUGAGCAGCAAGAAGACUUUCGAAAGAGGUGAUGGCAGAGACAUCCUCGUGUGUUGCUGCCUAAACGAAUGUAAUGAUGUUUACAUCUGCUGGGAGAUCAAGCACUAAGUUAUUACUUCAUAAGGAGAUGUUCGGUACGCCUGCUACGCUGCUGCCCCAGAAUCAGUACACGAAACACAAUAAUGCAAGAAGAUGAUGCAAGAGCCAAAACCAAAGGGGUGAUCAGAGCUCAUUAACUGAGAAAUGAAUGGUCAUCAUGCUUUUUACUGUAUGUGCUCAUGUAGACCCGUGAAUAUUAUGCACUACUUGAGCCAGGGUGUCAAAUAUAUAGAUCAUUUUAUAUAAUACUAAGUGAUAGUAUGAAAAGGUUCUCGGUACUGCCACUUAACUGAAGUGGCAGAAAGUAAUUUUCUCAAAUACAAAUUUUUAUGUACUUUAUUUUAGUAUUUCCAUUUUAUAAAAAAAAAAAUAUCUACUACAUGUAUAUAUAUUGUACUUCAUAACAUGUUGAGUGCCAAAGUUUGCAUUAGAGAUUAUGAUUUAGUUCUAGAAUAUUGUGCAUUUUUAUAAAGUAAAAUUUAUUCCACCUCUACAGCGACAGCAUUUAAAUAUUGUUUAAUGAAUAAUUGGAUUCAUUUUUUCUUUUGAUACUUGUGCUGUUUAUUUUACACUGAUCAAAAAUUGAAUGCAACAUUUUUCUUGUACUUCAAAAUGUGUGGCUUGAUUUUAUUGGAAAUAUACACAAAUGAUGCUUAUAAUAAAAAUGUCUAAACAAUACGAAAUACUUGAGCCCCUCCAAGAGACAGUCACUACAUUCUGUAAGCUUUUUUUUUUUUUUUCAAUUACAAAAAGCUAAUUGAUUAACAGUUUAUCAAUCUACCUGGUUGUUAAUCCUUAUUUAAAUCAUGGUCAUUAGUUAUCUUAAUUUUAUUCAAGUAAACUUAAUAAAAAGUUGGAGAUGGAUGGAUAGUUA